CUUAUUAAAUAGAGUGAAUUGUGAAUAAACUAUUGCUUCAACAUGCCUAUUCAAUCUAUCAAAGCCAGACAGAUCUUGGACAGCCGAGGAAACCCCACCGUCGAGGUAGACCUGAAGACGGAAAAGGGAAUGUUCCGAGCAGCAGUGCCUAGUGGUGCGUCCACUGGGAUCUAUGAGGCCCUGGAGCUGAGAGACAAGGAUCCCAAGACAUACCUGGGCAAGGGAGUCCUCAAGGCCAUUGAGAACAUCCACACCAAAAUCGCACCUGUAGUCGUCGGAAUGGACCCCACCCAGCAAGAAGAAAUAGACAACAAGAUGAUCAAGGAGUUGGACGGGACUGAGAACAAAAAGGAACUGGGCGCCAAUGCCAUUCUGGCUGUCUCUCUCGCAGUGUGCAAAGCAGGAGCUGCUCAUGCUGGAGUCCCACUGUACAUGCACAUCGCCAAACUCGGAAAGACUCCCAAGGUUGUGAUGCCAGUUCCCGCGUUCAACGUGAUCAAUGGCGGAAGCCACGCCGGCAACAAACUAGCCAUGCAGGAGUUCAUGAUCCUGCCUACAGGUGCAUCUUCAUUCAAGGAGGCCAUGCAAAUUGGAGCAGAGGUCUAUCACACUUUGAAGGGUGUGAUCAAAAAGAAGUACGGACUGGACGCAACAGCUGUAGGUGAUGAGGGAGGAUUCGCUCCCAAUAUUCAGGAUAACAAUGAGGGUCUGAACAUGCUGAUAGAAGCGAUCAAGAAGGCAGGGUAUGAAGGCAAAGUUGAGCUCGGAAUGGACGUUGCUGCAAGUGAAUUUUUCCAAGAGGGCAAGUACAAUCUGGACUUCAAGAGCGUUUCUCCAGACCAGACCAAGAUCAUCUCUCCGACACAAUUGUCGGAUCUGUAUUCGGAAUUUAUCAAGGACUACCCGAUGGUGUCAAUUGAAGACGCAUUUGACCAGGAUGCGUGGGAUGACUGGAGUGCGUUCAUGACUAAGACUGGAGGCAAGAUCCAGUUGGUCGGUGAUGACUUGACCGUAACUAACCCGACUAGGAUCCAGACCGCGAUUGAUAAGAAGGCAUGCAACUGUCUUCUCCUCAAGGUCAACCAGAUUGGUUCAGUGACUGAGUCGAUCACUGCUGCUAAUUUGGCAAUGGAUAAUGGAUGGGGAGUGAUGGUUAGUCACAGAAGCGGAGAAACCGAGGAUACCUUCAUCGCGGAUCUGGUUGUGGGUCUGGCUACUGGUCAGAUCAAGACUGGAGCCCCAUGCCGAAGCGAACGAUUGGCAAAGUAUAACCAACUGCUGCGAAUUGAAGAGGAAUUGGGCGACAAGGCGGUGUAUGCAGGAAAGAACUUCAAGAACCCCCGACAGAAGUAGAUCACCAACACAACGGAAGGAUGGAAUAGAAGUUCACACUAACGAACCAAAACAAUGGCUUCACUACGCACAUGAACACUAUUUGAAACUGUAAUCACAACGCUAAACAACUCUAGGCUGUUUUUAUUUGAUUGAACUUUUUUAUUGAAUAACGACUGUUGAACUAAACAAUUUCAGGUAUGACCAAUUAAUUGUUUAGUUCAUCUCGACUGGUAACUUGUGACUGAAUAGAUGUAGAAAGUUGUAGGCUGAAUUUGAAUAUUGCAUAGCAGAAGCUAUUAACGUGUAUAUUAACGUGAAAAGUAUAUCAAGUACUUGAUGUCAAAGCUGCAUUUUAGCACCUUACCUGAACUGUUGAAAAGUAUUCGAAUAUUAUACUGACUGAAAUUAUGCCUGAAAAUUUACUAAUUCACGUA
This is a messenger RNA of Symsagittifera roscoffensis, 1769 nucleotides long. Its product is annotated as enolase-like. Gene Ontology annotation, biological process: glycolytic process. The coding region runs from base 43 to 1353 and encodes 436 amino acids. The record is from RefSeq and is a predicted model, not a curated record. The transcript has 5 exons. Gene Ontology annotation, molecular function: magnesium ion binding; phosphopyruvate hydratase activity. Gene Ontology annotation, cellular component: phosphopyruvate hydratase complex. NCBI's taxonomy places the organism in Eukaryota, Metazoa, Xenacoelomorpha, Acoela, Convolutidae.